GCGAGAGAGACCGAGACGAGAGAGAUAAGAGAAAACCCUCACAAAUCGGGACAGACACACUGUGGAGACAAACAACGAACACACCGAAACGCUAGGGUUUAAUCGACUCUUCUCUGUCUCUGAUUCUAGCUCUUUCAGAAAGCUAGGGUUUUCCCCUUUAAUGUUUGUUCUUCUCCCCAGAAUAGCAGUGCGAGGGUUUUUCUAAAAAAGGGGCCAAGAUGAGGAUUAUGAUCAAGGGUGGUGUUUGGAAGAACACCGAGGAUGAGAUCCUUAAAGCCGCGGUUAUGAAGUAUGGAAAGAAUCAGUGGGCUCGAAUCUCUUCGCUUUUGGUUCGCAAAUCCGCCAAGCAGUGUAAGGCUCGCUGGUACGAGUGGCUUGAUCCUUCCAUCAAAAAGACCGAGUGGACAAGGGAAGAGGAUGAGAAACUGCUUCAUCUUGCCAAGCUCAUGCCCACGCAGUGGAGAACUAUUGCUCCAAUUGUUGGCCGUACUCCAUCCCAGUGCCUUGAGCGGUAUGAGAAGCUUCUUGAUGCUGCUUGUGUUAAGGAUGACAACUAUGAACCUGGUGAUGAUCCACGGAAAUUGCGUCCUGGAGAGAUUGAUCCAAACCCCGAGUCAAAGCCUGCACGGCCAGAUCCUGUUGAUAUGGAUGAGGAUGAGAAGGAAAUGCUUUCGGAGGCACGAGCUCGGUUAGCAAACACAAGGGGUAAGAAGGCAAAAAGGAAAGCCAGGGAGAAGCAGCUUGAAGAGGCAAGAAGGCUUGCUUCUUUACAGAAAAGGAGAGAAUUAAAGGCUGCUGGGAUUGACACUAGGCAGCGGAAGAGGAAAAGGAAGGGAAUAGACUACAAUGCAGAAAUUCCCUUUGAAAAGAAGCCUCCUCCAGGUUUCUAUGAUGUUACUGAAGAAGACAGAACUGUUGAACAACCCAGUUUCCCAACCACUAUAGAGGAACUCGAAGGAAAAAGAAGAAUUGAUGUGGAAGCACAGAUGAGAAAGCAAGACAUUGCGAAGAAUAAAAUUGCAGAAAGGCAGGAUGCCCCAUCGGCCAUAUUGCAAGCCAACAAAUUGAAUGAUCCCGAAGCAGUUAGGAAGAGGUCAAAGCUGAUGCUUCCUGCUCCCCAAAUUUCAGACCAUGAACUGGAAGAGAUUGCAAAGAUUGGUUAUGCUAGUGAUCUUCUUGCUGGUGGGGAGGAUCUCACUGAUGGGAAUGGUGCAACACGUGCUCUACUUGCAAAUUAUGGUCAGACACCCCGACAGGGAGUCACUCCUUUACGAACUCCACAAAGAACGCCUGCUGGUAAGGGUGAUGCUAUCAUGAUGGAAGCAGAAAACUUGGCAAGGUUGAGGGAGUCUCAAACACCAUUGUUAGGUGGGGAGAAUCCAGAGUUGCAUCCUUCAGAUUUUUCAGGGGUCACCCCUAAGAAGAAGGAGAUCCAAACGCCAAACCCAAUGCUAACUCCAUCUGCAACACCUGGAGCUGCGGGCCUUACUCCUAGAAUUGGUAUGACACCAACCAGAGAUGGCUAUUCUUUUGGUAUGACACCAAAGGGUACUCCGAUUAGGGAUGAACUCCGCAUCAAUGAAGAUAUGGAGCUCCAUGAAAGUUCAAAACUUGAGCUACGGAGACAGGCUGAUAUGAGAAGAAACUUAAUUUCAGGCCUUAGCAAUCUAUCACAACCAAAGAAUGAGUAUCAGUUAGUUGUGCAGCCUGGUCCAGAAGAUAAUGAAGAACCAGAACAAAAUAUCGAAGAAGAUAUGUCUGACAGGCUAGCUAGAGAAAAGGCUGCAGAAGAAGCACGACUGCAAGCAUUACUUAAGAAAAGAUCCAAAGUGCUUCAGAGGGAGCUUCCUAGACCUCCUGCUGCUUCACUGGAAUUAAUUAAAAAUUCCUUGAUGAGAGCAGAUGGAGACAAGAGUUCUUUUGUGCCUCCUACAGUAAUAGAACAGGCUGAUGAAAUGAUAAGAAAAGAGCUUCUGACAUUGCUAGAGCAUGAUAAUGCUAAGUAUCCACUGAAUGAAAAGGUGAACAAAGAGAAAAAGAAAGGUGCAAGGCGCUCUGCAAAUGGUUCUGCUGCUCCCGUCCCAGAGAUAGAAGAUUUUGAAGAAGAUGAGCUGAGAGAGGCUGAUAAUUUCAUCAAGGAAGAGGCUGGGUAUCUUCGUGUAGCAAUGGGACAUGAAAGUGAAUCACUCGAUGAGUUUGUGGAUGCACACAAUACAUGUUUAAAUGAUCUCAUGUACUUUCCUACCCGUAAUGCUUAUGGCCUAUCGAGUGUCGCUGGAAACAUGGAGAAACUUGCUGCCUUGCAGAAUGAGUAUGAAAACGUCAGAAAGAAUGUGGAAGAUGAUAUCAAGAAGGCAGCAAACCUUGAAAAGAAGACUAAAAUUCUCACUGAUGGUUAUGAGUUGCGGGCUAAAAAGAGUCUUUGGCCACAAAUUGAGGAGACUUUCAAACAAAUGGAUACUGCUGCAAAAGAACUCGAGUGCUUCCAAGCUUUACAAAAGCAAGAGCAAUUAGCAGCAUCACAUCGGAUUAAUAAUAUCUGGGAAGAGGUUAAGAAGCAGAAGGAGCUUGAGCGAACUUUACAAAAGCGGUAUGGAGAUCUGUUAGAGGAGCUAGAAAGGACACGGCACCAAAUGGAUGAAUUCAGAGUGCAAGCACAAAAGCAAGAAGAGAUAGCACAAAAGCAAGAAGAGAUAGCAGCAAAUAAUUGCGAGACUGAGUUAGCUGAAUCCGCAGUAAAUCAAUCUGUUGAACAGAGCACAGAGGAUUCUGGGUUAACAGUUGCCUCAGAUGAGGUUGGUAGUGCUAUGUCCAUCGACCCAUCUCGCGAUGAAAAUGCUAGUCAGCAAACGGAAUCUAUUCAAGAGCAUGCUCAAUCUCCCGCAGCUCAUGAUAAAAUACCUCCUGCUGCAGAUGGAGAGCACUUGACAGUGGUAGAAGGAAAUGGUUCUAACAGUCAACUCUCCAUUCCGAAUGGCAUGGGAGACGGUUUGAGCGAGGUGGUCGCUGAGGAAAAGAAAGUGGCACAAAACUCUGUUGAUGAAGUGGCCAAUGAUGACAUGACCACGGAUGAGAUAACCAAGGAUGUCAAGAAUCAGCAAAAUGCAACAAUACAGGAAAGCAGCAUUCCAGAAACUGCCAGUGAUGGUGGUUUUGUUGGAGAUGCCAAGGAGGUUUCUGGUAAUGGCAGGGAGAUGUGAAGUAGCUUGGUUAACUCUUGUCAAUAAGAAUCCUCACUUGUUGAAUUUCAAUGGCAUGCAGUCUAAAUUUGGAUGGGAAUUGUUGAGAAAAAUAACUCAAAAUGAGGGAUAGAUGGUUUGAAUUGGAAAGUGAGAAAUGGUAUUGCUUGCCAGAGGUUAUUGUAUGAACAUCAGUGUUUCCGAACAAAUCGUUGGUCAGCUGGCCGAAGCUUCAUGAGAUGUUUGAAACUGUUCUAAAGAACUUUAGGCAUCCAUUCAUUGUUUUUAUCAGAAGGGAAGGAAAAAAAAAUGGUAAAUGGUCUAUUUUACUCAGUUUGGACAUUUGAAAAUGUUAUAUCUGGUAAUUGACCGACCAUUUGUGCGGUGCAACUAUUAUUAGAGUGAGGAAAUCUUUGUGUAAUUGCAUCUCUUCCUCGAGGAUUUUGUAUUGAUAUUAUUGUCACAUCUUUUUCUAAUUGUUUAAUAUUGCCUAAUACUAGUCAAAUUUUGUUCUA
Messenger RNA from Humulus lupulus (European hop), 3694 nucleotides. RefSeq names its product cell division cycle 5-like protein. The transcript has 4 exons. The record is from RefSeq and is a predicted model, not a curated record. Gene Ontology annotation, biological process: mRNA splicing, via spliceosome. The coding region runs from base 219 to 3200 and encodes 993 amino acids. Gene Ontology annotation, cellular component: spliceosomal complex; Prp19 complex. NCBI's taxonomy places the organism in Eukaryota, Viridiplantae, Streptophyta, Magnoliopsida, Rosales, Cannabaceae.